CAUAUUGUGUAAGUGUGUGGUGCUUAUUGUUAAUAAGUGUUGUUACAUUUUCAACAUGUUUUCGGCUAUCUGGAACUGGCUAUACGAAAAACCAAAAGUAGACAUGGACAGCACUCAGGCUCAGUUUGUUCGCGAUACAAUUUCCAAUAACAAGGUCACAAUAUUCAGUAAAAGUUAUUGUCCUUAUUGCACAAUGGCCAAAGAGCCAUUCCGCAAACUGAAAAUUGAAACAAUGAUAAUCGAAUUGAAUGACCGUAAAGAUGGUGAUGCAAUUCAAUCGGUGCUGGGCGAGAUGACAGGCGCUCGAACGGUGCCACGUGUGUUCAUAAAUGGCAAAUUUGUCGGGGGCGGCACGGAUAUUAAGCGUAUGUUCGAAACGGGAACGCUGCAAAAAUACUUUGAAUAAUCCAUAUGCUUUUAAGUUUGUAAAGUUGUAAGACAAUUUAUAGUGUAAAUUUAUCAAUUCGUAAUUACAAUUUAUUAUUAAAUCCUCGAAUCGAAAUGCGCAAAAUG
This is a messenger RNA of Drosophila grimshawi, 513 nucleotides long. RefSeq names its product glutaredoxin-C4. The coding region runs from base 56 to 406 and encodes 116 amino acids. The transcript is spliced from 4 exons. The record is from RefSeq and is a predicted model, not a curated record. Gene Ontology annotation, biological process: cellular response to oxidative stress. NCBI's taxonomy places the organism in Eukaryota, Metazoa, Arthropoda, Insecta, Diptera, Drosophilidae. Gene Ontology annotation, molecular function: glutathione disulfide oxidoreductase activity. Gene Ontology annotation, cellular component: cytoplasm.